AAUAUUUAGGCUGAUUUAAAAGUAGGGAGAAUAUUAUGGAAAGAAAAUGAAACUACAUAUUGGAGCAGAAGGAAUGUGAGCUGCACAACUAAGAAUGGUUCCUGUUCGAUCAAUCUCACACGUGCUGCUAAACUAAAUAAUGAAACUACGCAUUGCAACGUAAAUACAACCAGUAUGGAUUGUACAGUCAGGGAGUGGUUUACUGAAGUACAGAAGGAUAGAUCUAGUAGGAGUUGUCCUAGUACUCCCAGUAGAACCAGGAGUCAGCAACCAAUCUUUCAGUUCUCAUUCUUCAAUCCAACUACACAGAACUGGACGGAGUGUGGUAAGGGUAGAGCAGGAGCAGGAAAAAGCUUUGAAAAUAUUUCAAACAUUCUCUGUGAUGUUCAAGGAUUUGAACCAAAGGAAUCUGAUAAUAUCAUUAUUCGGCUCAGGAAAAUGUUCAUGUCGACUAAAAUAUUACGCUUGGGCGAAGUUGAUUGUCAGGACGAAACUUUUCUAGCAAUCACAGGAGAUUUUUUUGAAGUGAGUGGGAAUAAUUCUCUUAGUUAUGGAAGCACUGCAGUUAUAAUUAUAGUCUCAACAGGAUUUCUACUUCUCUUAAUCUUUUGUUGUCUGAAGCAGUUGAAACUGAGGAGAAAUUUGGAGUUAGAGACAUCGCCGGGAAAAAGUGUUACUUUACUGAACCAUGAAGACCAGGAGACAAGUUUUACCCCACUUAGCAUCCCAGGUAAAAGAACGAAAGAGCAGGUUAUGAGAGAGACAGUGCAGGUUAUGAGAGAGACUGUGCAGGUUAUGAGAGAGACUGAGCAGGUUAUGAGAGAGACUGAGCAGGUUAUGAGAGAGACUGAGCAGGUUAUGAGAGAGACUGAGCAGGUUGUGAGAGAGACUGAGCAGGUUAUGAGAGAGACUGAACAAGUUAUGAGAGAGACUGAACAGGUUAUGAGAGAGACUGACCAGGUUAUGAGAGAGACUGGAGAGAAUAUUGAUAUAUCCAAUCCUAGAGUGGAAACUAGUAUACAGGUAUAGGAUAUUAGCAAACCUAGAUAUCCCCAGUCCUGACUAUCCAGGAAAGAAUUUUGAUAUAUCCAGUCCUAGAGUGGAUACGCUACAUGUAUAGGAUAUUAGCAAACCUAGAU
This is a messenger RNA of Eurytemora carolleeae, 1139 nucleotides long. RefSeq lists its product as uncharacterized. Bases 175 to 1029 code for a protein of 284 amino acids. NCBI's taxonomy places the organism in Eukaryota, Metazoa, Arthropoda, Copepoda, Calanoida, Temoridae. The transcript is spliced from 10 exons. The record is from RefSeq and is a predicted model, not a curated record.